This is a messenger RNA of Williopsis jadinii, 453 nucleotides long. It is a transcript of the gene MRPL19, whose product is annotated as mitochondrial 54S ribosomal protein uL11m. The transcript has a single exon. Gene Ontology annotation, cellular component: mitochondrial large ribosomal subunit; ribosome. The coding region runs from base 1 to 453 and encodes 150 amino acids. Lineage: Eukaryota; Fungi; Ascomycota; Saccharomycetes; Phaffomycetales; Wickerhamomycetaceae. Gene Ontology annotation, molecular function: large ribosomal subunit rRNA binding; structural constituent of ribosome. Gene Ontology annotation, biological process: translation. The record is from RefSeq and is a predicted model, not a curated record.
AUGGCCAGUCGUGGUGGAGCAGUGAAGAACAUUUUCGUGAAGCUCAUCGUGGGUGCCGGGCAAGCAGCCCCAACGCCUCCGGUGGGCCCUGCGCUGGGUUCCAAGGGUGUUAAGGCCAUUGACUUCUGCAAAGAGUUCAACGCCAGAACCGCUUCGUACGCCCCGGGCGUUCCAAUCCCAGUGGCGCUGAUCGUGAAGCCAGACAGAAGCUUCACGUUCGAGCUCAAGUCGCCGCCAACGGGCUACUUGCUGCUGAGAGCCGCCGGCAUCGAGAAAGGAGCCGCCGAAGUUGGCCCAGGCAAGCCGUUUGCAGGCGAGAUCUCGCUCAAACACGUCUAUGAGAUUGCGAAGAUCAAGAAGACCGACGAUAGACACAAGGCCAUCGAGAUGGAGAACAUCGUCAAGGGCGUCAUUGCGACGGCAAAGAGCAUGGGCAUCAACGUGGUGGUAUGA